This is a messenger RNA of Fukomys damarensis (Damara mole-rat), 1761 nucleotides long. RefSeq names its product cilia and flagella associated protein 53 (gene Cfap53). The record is from RefSeq and is a predicted model, not a curated record. Lineage: Eukaryota; Metazoa; Chordata; Mammalia; Rodentia; Bathyergidae. The coding region runs from base 151 to 1695 and encodes 514 amino acids. The transcript is spliced from 8 exons.
GGCAACGAGACCAACUUCCGCUCGACCCACCCACUUCCACUGCCCUCACCGUGAGGCUCACCUUGGCAACCAAAUCUCACGUUGGUGGCGGAGGCGGGUUCUGCAGGUCACGGUCGUUCCUAGCCGGCUUUAUACCAGCGGGAUACGAAAAUGUACAGCCAGCGGUGUGGUAUCGUACGGCGGGAGGUUAAGGGCCCCACUCCCAAGGUGGUGAUCAUGAGAGCCAAGUCUCCCAAAGGCCCAGGGAUGGAGCAACAUCUGGAAAGAAUCCAGCGCAGCCACCAGAAACAUCAGGCUACUUUGGCUUCCAUUAAGUCAAUUGAGCGGGAUCGCCUCAAAGUUGAGUGGGACCAGCACAUUGACCGCAAGUUUUUUAACAGUCUUGUGAGAGCAAGAAUUAAAGAUGCCAUGCAAGAGUUUAUUAUCAACACUGAAGAAAGGCGAAAUAAGCUACGUGAACUUUUAGCAUCAGAAGAAAAUGAAUAUUUUAUUGAAAUGCAACAGAAAGAAGAAACCAAUGAAGAGAAAAAAGAUAGAAUGAGAGAGAAAACCAGAUUAUUGAAAGAGAAGAAAGAAAAAGAAAGACAAGAUUUUGUGGCUGAAAAGUUAGACCAACAAUUCAGGGAGCGCUGCGAAGAGCUUCGUAAUGAAUUGUUUUGCAACCAUCAGAAGAAGGUGUGUGAGGAGCGGAAAGCACAGAUUGCAUUUAAUGAGGAGCAGAAGAGGCAAAACAUGAUAGAAGAGCAGAUGUUUGCAAGGCUCUGGGAGGAGGACCGCUUAGCCAAAGAAAAGCGAGAAGCCCAACGGGAGAGGAGACAGAAGGAGCUGAUAGAGAACACACGUCUGGGGCUGAAUGCCCAGGUCACCAGCAUCCAGGCCCAAAGGCAGGCAGCGCAGCAGCUGAAGGAAGAGGAGGCGCGUCUGCUGGAAAAGGACAAUGCACAGGUUAAACUUGAACAUGAACAAGAAAAGCUAAAGAAACAAAAGGCAAAACAGGAAGUUAGAAGCGUCUUACAAAAGAUCUUACAAGAGAAGAUGGAAUAUAUUCAGCAGGAAUACAGAGAAGAGCAGGAUCUGAACAUGAAACUUGUGCAAAGGGCCCUUCAAGAUUUACAGGAAGAGACAGAUAAAAAGAAGCAAAAAAGAGAAGAUAUGGUAAGAGAACAGAAGAUAUACCUUAAAUAUUUGGUACAGCAACAUGAAGAAGAAAAAGCUCAGGAGAGAGAAUUGGACAGAAUAUUAGAGGAGGAAAAGCAAAAGAAGCUGGCUGAGAAAGACAAAGAGCUGAGACUUGAAAAAGAGGCAAGGAAACAACUCAUGAAUGAAGUCAUGUGUACAAGAAAACUCCAAGUUCAAGAAAAGCUUCAAAGAAAAGCCAAAGAACAGGAAGAAUGUGCUAUGGAACAGGAACGAAUAAAUGAAGGUCUUAAAGAACUUAAUCGUGAAGAGAAGGAGAAUUUUUCAAGACGCUGUGGUCUAGCCCAAGAGUACAGGAAGCAACUUCAGAUGCAAAUAGCCCACCAGCAGCAAGCCCGAGAGGCAGAGAAGGAAGAGAAGCGCCGAGAAUUUGAAGCAGGGAUAGCAGCAAACCAGAGGUGCCUGGAAAAGAUCCAGGAGAUCCUAUGCAGCCAUUCUGUGCUCCCCCAGAACAUCCAUCCCAUGCGGAGGGCUUGUCCUAAUAAACUUCCACCAUAGUAGCUUAAACAUCAAUGCAUCUUUUCUUGGCCUUUUUUAUUUUUAACUUGCUUGAUGCUCCUUUUA